Messenger RNA from Raphanus sativus (radish), 1332 nucleotides. RefSeq names its product GATA transcription factor 24. NCBI's taxonomy places the organism in Eukaryota, Viridiplantae, Streptophyta, Magnoliopsida, Brassicales, Brassicaceae. Gene Ontology annotation, biological process: regulation of DNA-templated transcription. Gene Ontology annotation, molecular function: sequence-specific DNA binding; zinc ion binding; protein binding. The record is from RefSeq and is a predicted model, not a curated record. The coding region runs from base 176 to 1051 and encodes 291 amino acids. The transcript is spliced from 8 exons.
CAAAAGGGAAAAAAAAAAGAAAAAAAAAGAAAAAACAAAUAAAAAAGAGGUUCCUUUUUCGCUCGCCUCUCCUCGCUUCCGGUAUCGCCUUGGAUAAUCAAAAUCAUCCGUUCAUCGUGAAUUACUCUACCACCACUUCACCAUCCUUGCCUGCCUCUGAAACAACAGACCGACCAUGGAUGAUGACCUUCAUGGAAACAACGGUGGAAUGCACAACAACGGCGGAGUUCAAGAUCCAAGUCACUCGAUGCAUGUGCAGUAUGAGCAUCACGGUAUGAUGGAUGAGCAGCACGCUGAUGAUGUGAUGAAUGAGGGACUAGUGGAGCCAGACAUUCCUUCCCACCUUGGAAACGCAUCUGACCAUCGCGGCGAAGUAGUAGACCGUGGCAGUGAGAACGGAGAUCAGUUGACCUUGUCCUUUCAGGGACAAGUUUAUGUUUUUGACCGUGUCUUGCCUGAGAAGGUUCAAGCUGUGCUUUUGUUACUUGGAGGAAGGGAAGUACCACAGGCAAUCCCGACAACCGUAGGAUCACCUCAUCAGAACAAUAGGGUACUGGGUCUAUCUGGUACUCCUCAAAGGUUUAGUGCACCGCAGAGGCAAGCCUCGUUGCUCAGAUUCAGGGAGAAAAGAAAAGGGAGGAAUUUUGAUAAGACUAUUCGUUACACUGUCAGGAAGGAGGUAGCAUUGAGAAUGCAGCGUAAGAAGGGUCAGUUCACAUCUGCCAAGUCAAGCAAUGAGGAUUCUGCAUCCACUGGAUCGGAUUGGGGGUCAGGCCAGAGCUGGGCCUUGGAAGGGUCUGAGUCUCAGAAGCCAGAGGCUUUAUGUCGGCACUGUGGAACCAGUGAGAAGUCAACUCCUAUGAUGCGACGUGGACCUGAAGGGCCAAGGACACUUUGUAAUGCAUGUGGAUUAAUGUGGGCAAACAAGGGGGCACUUAGAGACUUAUCCAAAGCCCCUCCUCCUCCAACAGCCCAGAAUCUGCCUGCAAAUAAAAUUGAUGAAUCAAUUCUUGAGGCUGAGCUAGCUGGUGACAUUAGCAACUCACAGUGAGAGAAGUGGGUAAACCCAUUGUACGCUAUAAAAAAAAAGAUGUGAGUUUGGUUGAGGGUUCUUUGGGACACUCAUAAUCUGUUGUUGUAUAAUUUAGAAAGAUCACUCAUGAGAAGAAACAAGAAAAAAAACAUAUUUGCUCAGUCUCUUCCAUCUGUAAGUUUGAUUUGUUUCAGAAGUCUUUUUUAUUUUUUAUAUUUUUUUCAUGUGGUAGAAACAGUGAACUUGUUGUAGCUUUUCAAAUUUUACUGACACCAAAUAAAACAUUUUUAUAUUUUAAA